Erinaceus europaeus (western European hedgehog) is the source of this 2151-nucleotide messenger RNA. RefSeq names its product cystathionine beta-synthase (gene CBS). NCBI's taxonomy places the organism in Eukaryota, Metazoa, Chordata, Mammalia, Eulipotyphla, Erinaceidae. The transcript has 16 exons. Gene Ontology annotation, cellular component: cytoplasm. Gene Ontology annotation, molecular function: cystathionine beta-synthase activity; cysteine synthase activity. Bases 158 to 1807 code for a protein of 549 amino acids. The record is from RefSeq and is a predicted model, not a curated record.
CACGCCGCCGGGAGCGGGGGCCUCUGGGUGCGGCUGCCGCGGGGGCUCCUGGGCCUCGGCGCCCUCGCUUCUCGAACCCGGGGCCGCCCGGCGCCUGGCCUGCGCCCGGGAGCUGCGCGACUUCCCCGGGCUGUGGGGCCGGCACGCGGGUCCCAGCAUGCCUUCUGAGACCCCACAGCUGGAGAAGGGCUCCGGGGGGUGCCCCCACCUCUCUGGGGGACAGCCCGGCCCGGGGAGCCCGAGCAGUGAGGAGCCCGUGUGGGUCCGGCCCGACACCCCCAGCCGCUGCACCUGGAAGCUGGGCCGGCCCGCCUCAGACUCUCCGCACCGCCACGUGGCCUUGGAGAGCAGCCCCAAGAUCCUGCCCAACAUCCUCGGGAAGAUCGGGGACACGCCCAUGGUGCACAUCAACCGGGUCGGCAAGGAGCAGGGCCUCAAGUGCCAGCUGCUGGCCAAGUGCGAGUACUUCAACGCGGGCGGCAGCGUGAAGGACCGGAUCGGGCUGCGCAUGGUGGAGGACGCGGAGCGGGCGGGCGCCCUCAGGCCGGGGGACACCAUCAUAGAGCCCACGUCGGGAAACACAGGGAUCGGGCUGGCGCUGGCCGCGGCCGUCAAGGGCUACCGCUGCAUCAUCGUCAUGCCGGAGAAGAUGAGCCUGGAGAAGGUGGACGUCCUGCGGGCCCUGGGCGCCGAGAUCGUGCGGACGCCCACCAACGCCAGGUUCGACUCCCCGGAGUCGCACGUGGGGGUCGCGUGGAGGCUGAAGAACGAGAUCCCCAACUCCCACAUCCUGGACCAGUACCGCAACGCCAGCAACCCCCUGGCCCACUACGACCAGACGGCUGAGGAGAUCCUGCAGCAGUGUGACGGGAAGGUGGACAUGCUGGUGGCCUCGGCGGGCACGGGCGGCACCAUCACGGGCCUGGCCAGGAAGCUGAAGGAGCGGUGCCCGGGCUGCCAGAUCAUUGGGGUGGACCCCGAGGGCUCCAUCCUGGCCGAGCCAGAGGAGUUGAACCAGACGCAGAAGACGUUCUACGAGGUGGAGGGCAUCGGCUAUGACUUCAUUCCCACCGUGCUGGACCGCAAGGUGGUGGACAGAUGGAUCAAGAGCAAUGACGAGGAGUCCUUCUACUUCGCCCGCAUGCUCAUCGCCAAGGAGGGGCUGCUGUGCGGGGGCAGCUCAGGCAGCGUGGUGGCCGCGGCCGUGAAGGCCGCCCGGGAGCUGAGGGAGGACCAGCGCUGUGUGGUCAUCCUGCCCGACUCCGUGCGCAACUACAUGACCAAGUUCCUGAGUGACCGCUGGAUGCUGCAGAAGGGCUUCAUGAAGGAGGAGGACGUCUCUGGGAAGAAGCCCUGGUGGUGGCACGUGAGGGUCCAGGAGCUGAGCCUGGCCGCCCCGCUGACCGUGCUGCCGUCCGUCACCUGCGAGCACACCAUCGAGAUCCUGCGUGAGAAGGGCUUCGACCAGGCGCCCGUGGUGGACGGGGCGGGGGUCAUCCUGGGCAUGGUGACACUGGGGAACAUGCUGUCCUCGCUGCUGGCCGGGAAGGUGCGGCCGGCCGACCAGGUCCACAAGGUCAUCUACCGGCAGUUCCGGCAGGUCCCCCUGUCGGCCCCGCUGGGCGAGCUGUCCCGCAUCCUGGAGGUGGACCACUUCGCGCUGGUGGUGCAGGAGCAGAUAGAGUACCAGAGCAAUGCCGUGUCCAGCAAGAGACAGAUGGUCUUUGGGGUGGUGACCGCCAUCGACCUCCUCAACUUCGUGGCGGCCCGGGAGCGUGAGCAGAAGACCAAGUCGGGGAGCGCCUAGGGCCCCCCAGCCUCGGGCCGUGUCGGGGCGCCUGCUGGGCUGACCGUCGCCUGUCGGCCAGUGUCCUGCUUUCCCUUCCGACUUCUCCACUCCGAAUCCCAGGCGGAGGGACUUGGUUUCUCCAGCACCCAUCACCAGAAGGCUGUGAGUUUGAUCCCUCUUGAGAAAUAAGUGAGACCGCAUCUUAGAAGCAUCGCUACAUGGGGACUCUGCCAGCCUCUCCCGGUGCAGCAGCUGGACGCCACGGCGGCUUGAGUCCUGGGGUUGAGGUGACCGCGGGAUCGUGAGUCAGUGCCGGCAGGAAGGCCCUGCUGCCCGUGCUUCACAUAAAGGGACCCAGACCA